Messenger RNA from Penicillium alfredii, 2154 nucleotides. RefSeq names its product sodium:solute symporter family protein. Gene Ontology annotation, cellular component: plasma membrane. The coding region runs from base 1 to 2154 and encodes 717 amino acids. Gene Ontology annotation, molecular function: urea transmembrane transporter activity. The record is from RefSeq and is a predicted model, not a curated record. The transcript has 4 exons. Gene Ontology annotation, biological process: urea transmembrane transport. Lineage: Eukaryota; Fungi; Ascomycota; Eurotiomycetes; Eurotiales; Aspergillaceae.
AUGUCUAACCAGAUAGACACCUCCAAGCUGGCUCUGAUCCCCCAAGGAUCAGCCUAUGGCUUGCUCAUUGGGCUGGGCGUGCUCUUCUGCGGCGUGAUUCUGAUUGCUGUGCGCGUCCAGAAGGCCUAUCUCUCCGAAGAUUCGGGCAAAUCGGAGAUGUUCCUCGUGGCCAAUCGAUCCGUAGGAACAGGGUUAACGGCAUCGGCGGUGUUUUCAUCGUGGAUGUGGAUCAAUGAGACGGUGCUGGCCGCGGCCAUGUGCUACCGUUAUGGACUGGCAGUUCCUCUGUGGUGGGGAUCAGGCCUCUGCUUCCAGAUUGCACUGAUGGCCGCUCUGGGAGUGAUGGCCAAAAUCAGAGUCCCCUAUGCCUACACGUCGCUGGAGAUCAUCCGCAUGCGAUAUGGCAAGAUCGGGCAUCUGGUCUUUAUUGUGCUGAACCUCACCAAUAACGUCUUUGGGUGCGCCUCGAUGAUCAUGACGGGCUCGCAGCUGAUAUAUGGUGUUUCGGGAAUGAACUUUGUUGCGGCUACAAUUCUGAUUCCUUUGGGAGUGGUCUUGUACACUGCGGUGGGUGGUCUCAAGGCCACUUUCCUCACGGACUUUCUUCACACGGCUAUUGCCUUGAUCCUUAUCAUCUACUUCACCAUUUCCGUCCUGACUCAUUCGGCGGUCGGGGGACUGGGUGGUCUCUAUGACAAGGUUGCGGCCACGGCGGGCGAGAAUUAUGUCCCUGGAAACUACCUGGGCUCUCUGCUCACGUUCAAAUCCAAGGGUGCUAUUAUUUGGGGAUUGAUUUUAAAAUUUGGUAAUCUGGCCCUUGUGGUCAUGGAUACUGCAUUCUGGCAGAAAUCAUUUGCAACUGAAGUCAAGGCAACUGUGCCCGGAUAUAACAUUGCUGCAAUUGCUGUGUUUGGUAUUCCCUGGGGACUGGGAACCGUCAUUGGCCUGACAGCUCGGGCUUUGCAUAAUACCCCGAUUUUCCCAACAUUCCCCGGUUCCCUGACCGACGCUGAGGUUAGCAUGGGCAUGGUAAUGCCAUACACGCUUAAAGCACUUCUUGGUGACGGCGGAAUUAUCGCAUUUUUCUUCCUGCUGUUCAUGGCUCUGACCAGCACGGUGUCAUCGUCGAUGAUCGCCGUCAGCAGCAUUCUGUCCUAUGACUUGUACAAGACGUACUUGAACCCCAAAGUAUCCGACAAGAAGCUUGUGCACGUUAGCCAUCUGACGGUGGUCAUCCACGGUGUGUUCAUUACAGGUAUCUCCAUUGCCAUGAACUACGGAGGCGCCAACAUGACUUGGAUCAACUACUUGCGGCCGGUGAUCUCCUGCCCCGGGAUUAUUCCCUUAAUCCUCACAUUAUUCUGGUCACGUCAAACCAGACUGGCGGCAAUUUUGUCACCCGUGCUUGGCUUCUUCACCGGUCUAGCUAUUUGGCUAGCCACAGCGAAGUCCAUGUACGGCGCUGUCAGCAUUGAGACCACCUCAAACGAAUACCCGGCUCUGUAUGCAGCCAUUGGAUCAUUCUUCACCCCAGCUCUCUACUCGGUGAUUCUUUCGCUAUACAAGCCGCACAAAUUCGACUGGCGAGAGUUCCUCCGCAUCGAAAUUGCAGACUCCGCGCACCUGCACACAGCGUCCGACACAUCGACCCUCAACGAAAGCAGCGAGGAAGAACAAAAGGACGACCAGAAAAUGGCCCCAAGCUCUGUCAAGCCCGUCCCCGAAAACCCCCGCCCCGAAAGCACCAAUACCAAAGACCUAGAACACGUGGGUGGAGUCGGCGAGAAGACCCUAGCGAGCACCCCUGCACCCGUCUCAUCCUCGUCCACCCAGCUCAGUCUUGACGACAUCCAGCACCCGUUUGACGAGACCACUCUGCGCGAGCUGUACUGGUGGCUGAAGAUCGCCUUGAUUGUGUUUGUCGUCGUGGUGCUAGUCACCUUUGUUGCCUGGCCGCUGCCACUCUAUCGGAAUUAUAUCUUCACCAAGUCGUUCUUCUCGGGGUGGACCACCGUGGCAAUCAUCUGGCAGUUCGGAGCAUUUGGCGCCGUGGUGAUUUUCCCGCUCUACGACGGACGCCGAGAAAUCAUAACCGGGGCGAGAGGGGUGUGGAAAUCAUCGCGAGAGUUUCUGAGUAUGAAAACCCGCGGUUGA